Echinostoma caproni is the source of this 246-nucleotide messenger RNA. The record is from the annotation of a GenBank genome assembly. Lineage: Eukaryota; Metazoa; Platyhelminthes; Trematoda; Plagiorchiida; Echinostomatidae.
AAUGAAUUAAUUUUGGGGAAAAAAGAGGACUUGGCCGCGCACAUUCGUGCAAUCAAACGGGCCUGGGAAGAAAUGGAACCGGGGCGAGCGGAACGAGCCAGCUUGAGUCGUAUUCGGUAUUUGGAACAGCAGGCCGAGAAACUGGAAUCCAAACCGGAAUUAGAUAAAACCGACAAGGAAACUGGAACUUCCACAGUUGAGCGAAGUCGGCCAAGCACUCAGGGCUCUCUAACACAGGGUAAAUAA